AUGUUCUUCACUUUAACUUACACUGAGCAUCUCUUACUGUCGAUAUUCCUACACAUAUGCGGAAUUUCUUUCGGACUGUUCUGGUGGAGGCUGUUCCCUAAGAAUCCUGUUCGAUACAUCACCAAACUGCCCAAUGAGAUAUCGCUCAUGGUCGAAAAUGUGAACGAAGAAGCCGAGUAUGCUGCGCAGCAGGAGAAAUUGCUUAUUUAUGAGAAAAAAAUCAAGCCCCAACGAAAUUUCGGAUGA
Molecule: messenger RNA, 246 nt
Organism: Cylicocyclus nassatus
Lineage: Eukaryota; Metazoa; Nematoda; Chromadorea; Rhabditida; Strongylidae
Source: the annotation of a GenBank genome assembly